AUGGUCUGGGGUAGUAUGUCACCAAAAGGAGUAGGAAAACUUCAUUUUAUUGAUGGAAAUGUGGAUACAAACAAAUAUUUGGAAAUUUUAGAAGAUUCUCUUAUACCAGUGAUGGAAGAAUGUUUGACAUCCGGCCAAGAUUUUGUGUUUCAGCAAGAUGGUGCAGCGUGCCAAAAUAAUGUACCACUUUUGGAAUGGGUUUCUAGCAGUCCAGAUCUGUCACCUAUUGAAACUUUGUGGCACGAGAUGAAAAAGCCGUAA
This is a messenger RNA of Acanthoscelides obtectus, 261 nucleotides long. NCBI's taxonomy places the organism in Eukaryota, Metazoa, Arthropoda, Insecta, Coleoptera, Chrysomelidae. The record is from the annotation of a GenBank genome assembly.